Physcomitrium patens is the source of this 2454-nucleotide messenger RNA. RefSeq lists its product as uncharacterized. Gene Ontology annotation, molecular function: protein binding; snoRNA binding. Gene Ontology annotation, biological process: maturation of SSU-rRNA from tricistronic rRNA transcript (SSU-rRNA, 5.8S rRNA, LSU-rRNA). The record is from RefSeq and is a predicted model, not a curated record. NCBI's taxonomy places the organism in Eukaryota, Viridiplantae, Streptophyta, Bryopsida, Funariales, Funariaceae. Gene Ontology annotation, cellular component: small-subunit processome; Pwp2p-containing subcomplex of 90S preribosome.
GGUCUUGUCGUUGCGCGAGGCAAAGCUUCACUUUUUGUGGGUUUCGAGCUUGUGGGUUGUCGAGUUUGUGGGUCCAAUUUGCUGCAAAUCUGCAUUCUGUUGAGGUUCGGGUUACUAUAGGUGGGGGAACGACGAAGUGCAGGGCGGUAGUGAAAAGAGGCAGCCAUGGCAGACACCGUGGCUUACCACAUGGAGCGGAUGCUUCCCGAGCUGGAAGAUUUGGAGCAGCGGGGGCUUUUCAGUCGAGACGAGAUUAAGGAGAUUGCGCGGCAGCGACGUGAUUUCGAAUACCUCCUGAAGCGCCACUCCGCUCUCAAGCAGGACUUUUUGCGGUAUGUGGACUACGAGACGCAGCUGGAGACUAUCCGGCGGGCCCGGAAGAAGGUAUUAUGUGAAAGCCUCAAAGCUAAAGGUGAAUCAUGGCGUAAUUCAAUUUGUGAUCGGAGUAAUGCCAUGCGCAUUAUGAUGAUAUAUGAGCGCGCUGUGACGAAAUUCAAAGGGGAUUUGGAGUUGUGGCUACGAUAUGCCGAAUUCUGCCGGGCUCGAGGCACUCGCCGGGUCCAGAAGGUGAUGAUGAAGGCUAUUCAAUUGCAUCCUGCAGUUCCUGGAUUGUGGAUUUAUGCAGCAGUUUGGGAGGCUGAACACAAUUCGAAUGUGACUGCUGCUCGGUCUCUUAUGCAACAAGGGAUUCGAUCGUGCCCAAAAUCGGAAAUUUUAUGGCAUGAAUAUUUUCGUAUGGAAUUAAUUUUUGCCGAGAAAGUAAAGGCUAGAAGGUUGGUUUUAGGUUUGGCUUCACAAGAGAAGCCUGCUAUUAUAGAAGCGGGCGAGGUUCAUGAAAAUGGUGUUUCCAAUUCAGAAACAGAUGUAGCUGCGACGGAAGAGAAACCUCGUGUGUCCCAUCACACAGCGAGCUGCAAGAUUGCUCAAGUUAUAUACAGGAAUGCUAUUGCUGAAAUACCGGACAAUCUUCAAUUUCGGCAAAGGUUUCUUGAGAUUCUUGAAACUAUUGAUGUGGAAAAAUUAGAGGCGCUUGAAGAGGAAAUAUAUGCUGGUAUGCGAAAGGAUUUUGUCACAGAUGAAAAUAGUUGGGCUUGGCUUGCAAGACGCCAAUAUGUCAAAGCUGAGAGCAAGGGGAUGGAUAUUUUGGAGUGCAGGAAGGAAGCUACAAAUGUUUAUGAAGAAGGCCUUCAAUCCGUCUCGUCAGCACGUAUGUAUGAACUUUAUGCUGAUUUUUUGAUUAAUAAUUUAGAACAUGAUGAUGAGCAGAUUGAAGCUGAUCAAUCCUCUGAUGGUAGUCAAAAUUUAGAGAAAUCUGCAGAAACUCUGCUCACAUUGUAUGAACGCGCCAAAGUAGCUGGUGUCGAGAGUGAAGCGCUCGCUCAAGGUCAAGCUGGUCUUCUAUUGCGGUGGGGGAAUGUAGGUUCAGCCAUAGAGUCAUUAGAAAACUCAUGCAAGGAGACUGCCUCAACUUGCGGGUCUUCAAGAAUAUGGAUGCAGCUUUUUUCCAUAGAGACUAAGCUCAGCAGUGUGAAGAACCUUCAAGGUUCUGAGCAGCAUAUGAAGCUUCUGAAGGCAUCGUUAAAAAUGGCUAACGACGAUGUGAAGAUAUUGUUGCAAAUGGCUGCUGAAGCUCAGACGGUGAAUCGAAAGCAACUUGAUGGGUUUUUACAAUUUUUAGAAAGUAUUUUGGCCGGAACUAUCAGGAAGCACGCAGCAGCUGAGGUAGCGGCGGCUCUGGUAGACUAUGUAUUUCAUGCUGAAGGGCUUCAGCGCGCACGCGAAAUAUACAGCCGGCUGAUCGCUCUUCCAAGCCCAGGUUUAAAUUUCUUGAAAUCUUGUAUUGCCAUUGAGGCGGCUUCGGUAGUUGAUGGCAACGCGGAAGCUCUCAAACAGCUUCGGAAGUUGUUCAAUUUAGGAGUUGAACUGUAUGGCCAUCACGAUGAUGGGCUGUGGUUGGAGUUUUGUGCUCAAGAGAGGAAGGCUGGAAACAUUCAAGAGGCAAGCAAUAUUUACUGGCGGGCAAAGAAGGCAUUGAGCAACCCCUCAAAUUUCCUUGAGAAGUACCAACUGCUUCAAUGAUGUUGUUUCACGUUAUUUAAAAGUUCCCAAUUUUGAACUUCAAAGUUCAUAUUCACUAAGUAAUGAGGUCGAUGUUUAGGUGUUAGAGAGGAAGGCAGCAAUAGCGAAUGGUCCUGAAGGAAAUAUUAUGGAUGUAGUUGACUUCAUGGUCAUCAUACAAAUUUUGAUUGAAAUGGUUUUAGUUUGAGACAAUUAGAUUUAGUUGAGAUAUUCAAGGUAUUGCUCUGCCCAGUUCUCGAAUUGAGCUAGUUAGAUUGAAAUUGACCUCAACCCUCUGUAGCAUAUACGAAUUGAGUAGGUAUUUUAUGUCAAUGCCCUACCUAAUUAGUUUUUAUUUGAUAUACAAUUUUUGAAUAGAAACAAGUUUUGAGAGAA